AUGAUGUUAAGUAGAAAACAUGGAUUGUUCCAUAAUCUAUGCAUACGUUGUUGUUUUUUUUUCAUCUAUACAAGACUGAUUCAUCGAAAACAUUGUCUACUUCAUUUCUGUUUUCUCUUCAACACUCUUUCAAAUGAAAAAUUUGCAAUUGAAUGCGAACUAUCUGACACGGUAAGAACAAUAAAAGAAAAAAUAGCAGCAAAAGAUCUCAAGGAUAAAUAUGAGGCUGAUGCGGUUAAAUUGAUUUUUUCGGGAAAGAUUCUCGAAGAUUCGAAAACAUUGGAAUUUUAUUCAAUCACUUCAGACAGCUUUCUUGUUGUUGUCAAACAAGCACCAACUAAACCUCAAGCAGGAAGUGCUGCUGCUGCUGCUGCACCCAGCAAUCCUUCGGGAGCUGCGAGUGCACAAACUCGUACACCUACUGUUGCAACACCAACACCAGCUCCUGCCGCUCCACAACAACAGCCAACUCGACCAGCUCCAGCAAGUGGAACUACACCUGCUGCUUCUCAAGAUUCAUUCUUAUCUGCUGAAUCACGAGAAAAAGCUCUACGUGAAUUGACUGAUAUGGGCUUCGACCGGGCACAAGCCGAGCUUGCCCUACGUGCUAGUUUUUAUCAUGUGGAACGUGCCGCCGAGUAUUUGAUUACAGGUAACAUUCCUAACAUCAGCGAACCGUCAGCAGCAAACCCAGAAGGUGGAUCUGGACAAACUCCAAGUGGUUCAGAAAGUUCAACAGGUGGCCGACGAGGCGGUGAAGACGAUCUAGUUGAAUUAAGUCAAAGUCCACAAUUUCAAGCGCUUCGUCAGUUGAUUCAACAAAAUCCUGACCAACUUCAAACAUUGAUGCAAACAUUACAAGCCACACAGCCAGAAUUAUUUCAAUUGAUUGAGCAACGACCGCAAGAAUUUCUUGAAUUAUUAAACCAAGCUGAUGAAGGCGACGAUGGAGGUGAUGACGAUGAUGCAUCGCAGGGCGGUGUUGGUGCCGGAGUUGCUGGUGGUCAAGGUCCACCUGGUACCGUGACUAUUACACUAUCACCUCAAGAUCAACAAGCAAUAAACAGAUUACAAGAUAUGGGUUUCGAACGUAACCGAGUUAUCGAAGCGUUUCUUGCUUGUGAUCGUAACGAAGAAUUGGCGGCUAAUUAUCUUUUGAGCAGUUUCGAUUAA
This is a messenger RNA of Adineta ricciae, 1173 nucleotides long. NCBI's taxonomy places the organism in Eukaryota, Metazoa, Rotifera, Eurotatoria, Adinetida, Adinetidae. The record is from the annotation of a GenBank genome assembly.